UCAAGUUUCAGUGACGUGUUUUAGUUUAUUUUUAAACGCAAGCCACGCAACAAAUAUUUUAAAAGUUGCUUGAAAUGAAAGUUUUAGGUUAACGGCAUACAAUUUUACUUUAGUUUUGCGCAAAAGUCAUACGACUGCAAUCAAAGAAAGUAGGUCCAAGACUCAAUUUAAACAUUUAACAUUUUAGGACAAUCUAGCAAUCAAAAAUCCAAGUCAUACUAAAAAUAUUGUCAAAAAUCCCAGUCAUAUUAAAAUUGAAAACACAUCAAAACGCACAAUAUUAUGUAAUCAAUAAAAAAAAUGUGUCUGAAGUCAAUCACACAAGAAUAAAUAAGUGACGCUUUUCAAAACGACUUUUUCAUAUAUAUUUGCUUGCUAUUUACAAUCAAGGCUACAAAAAAUGGUCCCCUAGCCACCAAAUAUGUUUCAAUUAGCCUAAUUUUUAUGAAUGGGCAAUGUUACGUUACGAUACAGUAAUAGUGACGCCAUACGAACCUUUGUGUCAUAACAAUGUGGGUGUAACGUGAGAAAUAUAAAUGUCCUGCUAUCCUAUUUCAAGACAAGGCACCCAUUUUUGGUUUUAAACCAAAAGUUAUAAAAUGUUUAAUCAGGAUGUCAACCCACAGACUGGAAGUCAAGCCUGCAGACCGGUCAGUAACACUUACAAGUCAAGCAUUUUCAACAUGGGCGAAACGGAACGCCCUACACCUCAACCGAAGCGUAUUAAUCAACAACCAAGAAACACAAACAAUAUUUUCCAAACUAAUGGCAACGCGAAUGUAAAACAAAAGUUUCCAAAAGCAAAUAUAAGUAAGAUACCAAUGUUCAAUGAAAGCAACCAGCAGAGGCCUUCCACUGCUCCAUGUAGAUCAAAACGAGCAGUUGGCAACAACUUGUCUUCAACUGUGUUUAACGACCCGCAUUACCCCGAUUCUCAACAAUCGGUGGGAAUUUCAAGACCAAAAACAGCUUGGAAGUACACGAGUCGAAAUACAACAUCGACUGUGUUUUCAUCAGACAGCGGGCAAACUAAACCGAGAGUUCGAAAAUCACUUCAAAAGAAAUCGACAGUUUUCGAUACACAAGGCGACGGUGCUGUAUCGCCUGAAACGAACAAAACUCACAAAAUCAAACUCUCAAACACGUUUCGAUCAAGCGUUAUGUCUCAAAAACAAGAACCGUUGAGUCCAAGGUCGUUCGUUAAGUCAUUUGAGAUGAAAUGUAGCUUGUCCAAUGGUUGCAACGUAGUUGAAGAAAGCCGACCGCAUGUUGGAAUACGCAGUAACAACGGCUAUGUUUCGAAGAACCGAUCUUCGCAAAGCAGAGUUAUGGGUGGACAGGAGAAUAGAGUUACGGACGUUAUAACUAGCGCUAAUUCAAACGGGUUGAUCAAUUAUAUAAGAGGGAAGAAACCAACGACAGAGAUCGAAGAAUCGACUCCUUGCUGGAGCAAUGAAGCAAAACAGAAGAGCAGUUUAUGGUCAAGCGGUUUUAAUCCAAGCAAAAUUGCCGAUAGAAGCACGGCCGCUAAAAUAACAGAAUCGACUAUUUUUUCAAGCGAUAAUGCAAAGCCAGGGCUAUUUUCAGCUGAUGGUAAAUGUUCUCCGAUGAAAUCAAUUAAAAUAAACAAACAAGUUUUGCCCUAAUGGCUUGUUCUUUAAGCAGUUGUUUAGCAAUGGUGCCCAGAAUUUUAAAAGACGUUAACAUAUAUAGUAGGUUGGGG
Ciona intestinalis (vase tunicate) is the source of this 1723-nucleotide messenger RNA. The record is from RefSeq and is a predicted model, not a curated record. NCBI's taxonomy places the organism in Eukaryota, Metazoa, Chordata, Ascidiacea, Phlebobranchia, Cionidae.